Molecule: messenger RNA, 1531 nt
Organism: Desarmillaria tabescens
Lineage: Eukaryota; Fungi; Basidiomycota; Agaricomycetes; Agaricales; Physalacriaceae
Product: Alpha/Beta hydrolase protein
Exons: 4
Coding region: 39-1421 (460 amino acids)
Source: RefSeq, a predicted model, not a curated record
UCUCUUCCCCUCUUACCAUAUUGUAGGUCGACUUGGGUAUGGUUCGCGUUCCGUUCAUCAGCCGCCUAUCUCUUCUGGAGUAUUCCGCCCUUGUUCUCGGUUUUCUAUUCCUUACUCUCGAAAAUCUCCUUCGUCUGGUCAUCCUCUUCCUUCCAAAACCUGUCAUCAAUUGGUUCUACCGACGUUCUCGAGCUCUUUUCAAGUACACAGUUGGGCCGCCCAAAGGCAAGACUCCAGAAAAGAAGGCUUCAGAUCGCGUUUUGCACGCCAGAGAUUUCUGGGAGCUCUGCGAUAUAUACGGAUAUACACCGGAGGAACAUGUCGUGUUGACAAAGGACGGAUACCUACUCGGACUCCACCGUCUGCCUUCGAAAGCGGGAGAGCAAAAUACGAGACCAGGAACGAGCACAGGAAAGCCGGUUGUGUAUCUUCAUCACGGUCUCUUGAUGAACAGCGAGAUCUGGGUUUGUCUCACUGACGCCGAACGCUGUCUUCCAUUCACUCUCGUCGAGAAUGGUUAUGACGUUUGGCUGGGAAACAAUCGAGGCAACAAGUACUCCAAGAAAUCAAUACACCAUAAUCCGAACUCGACAAAGUUUUGGGACUUCAGUAUCGACGACUUCGCUUGGCACGACAUUCCUGAUUCCAUACAUUAUAUUCUGGAUAUCACCAAGUCCUCAAAGCUUAGUUACAUCGGUUUCAGUCAGGGUACCGCACAGGCAUUUGCUGCGCUCAGUAUACACCCCCAGCUGAACGAAAAAGUCAACGUCUUCAUCGCUCUUGCACCUGCUGUCAGUCCCGCUGGCCUUGCACAACCUAUCGUUGACGGUCUCAUGAAAGCUUCGCCAACCCUCGUCUAUCUCUUCUUCGGCCGUAAAUCUAUUCUCUCUUCGGCAACGAUGUGGCAAGCUAUCCUUUACCCUCCGUUGUUUGCUUCCGUGAUCGACACUUCGCUCGUCGUCUUAUUCAACUGGCGUAGUCGCAACAUUUCGCAGUAUCAGAAGAUAUGCGCUUACGCACAUUUGUACUCUUUCGCCUCUGUCAAGGCUGUCGUGCAUUGGUUCCAGAUUAUGCGGACAGGUGCAUUCCUGAUGUACGAUGAUGAUUUGUCAAGUAUGUCUCCGGUGGUGAGGACAACAAUGCGCACGUACAGGCCCGCAAGGUUUCCCACGAAGAACAUUGUGACUCCCAUUGUGCUGUUGUAUGGAGACCAGGACAGUUUGGUUGAUAUUGAAGUCAUGGUGGAACAGCUACCGAAGCAUGUCGUUGUUAAGAAGUUGGAAGGAUAUGAACACUUGGACAUCUUAUGGGGAAAGAAUGUACAUAAAGACGUGAUUCCCCAGGUGCUGGAGACAUUGGAAGCCUACCGGGUUCCGCAGAAGAUGGAUAGAAACGGGCUUAACGGCGCUUCAUACGAAUAGAUGUAUUUUAUCAGUUUUCUUUUAGUAUCCUUAUUCGUGUGCACUGUAAUGCCCAACUAUUAACGACGUAUCAUAUUUACACAAUGCAAGAAUCUCAAUUUUUACGUGAG